CAGAUUUUCCUUUCCUUCUUCAAAACUCUCGUCGGCAAAGAAGUCGCAGUGGAACUCAAAAACGAUGUCGUCUUGACCGGGACUUUGCACAGUGUCGAUCAAUACCUUAAUAUCAAGCUUAUUCACGUGCAAGUUGUACAGCCUGAAAGAUACCCGCAGCUAGUAGCCCUGAAGAGCGUCUUUGUGCGAGGAAGUGUGGUCCGUUACAUACAGAUAGAUCCGCAACACGUCGAUACGGAGCUACUUCAAGACGCGGCACGGAAAGAAAAUGCUCCGGCCAAGACUGCAAAAGCUUGA
This is a messenger RNA of Phaeodactylum tricornutum CCAP 1055/1, 297 nucleotides long. RefSeq lists its product with no specific name. The annotation marks the transcript as partial. Gene Ontology annotation, biological process: mRNA splicing, via spliceosome. NCBI's taxonomy places the organism in Eukaryota, Bacillariophyta, Bacillariophyceae, Surirellales, Neidiaceae. The transcript has a single exon. Gene Ontology annotation, molecular function: RNA binding. The record is from RefSeq and is a predicted model, not a curated record. Gene Ontology annotation, cellular component: catalytic step 2 spliceosome; U6 snRNP; U4/U6 x U5 tri-snRNP complex.